GUAUUUCAAAAAGUCCAGGGACAAGAAACAAAAUUUAUAGCUUAUUAUAGUGAAGUCGCAAAACAUAUUUUAAGGUGUAUGCUUAGGGUUCCGUAACCAAAGGGUAAAAACGGAUCCCUUUUAGUGAGGCACCGAGGUCUAUCUGUCAGUCCGUCUGCCACAAGGCAGUAUCUUAUAAACCGUGACAUUUAACACUUAAAACUUUCAUGGAUGAUGUAUUUUUUUGUUUGAUGUAAAAAAGAUAGCUUUAGCGACGGUUGUUACGGCCAUAUUUUUUUUUCGUUUGUAACCCAAGCGAUUUGUUUUUUCUGAGCAUAUUUAUACGGGACCCUCAGUGUUGUAAGUAAGAUUUUUGUUAAUUAAUGUUAAUUGAUUGAUAAUCUCGUGACGCACAUCUUCACAUAAUGACUUUAAACAAAUUAUUUCCUUUUUGUUAAAUAAUUUUAAUUGAGGUUGUGUAUAUUUUCAGUUGUGACUUUGAACGAUAUCCGACGAUAAGCUCGUUUCCUAAGUACGUAACUAAAUAUAUUGCUUCACUGCCAUCGACGAAUAAUUGUAGUGCGUUUUCCUGAUAUAAGAAAGCCAUUUAAUUCAAUUGCCAUUCACUCAUCCGCCAUUGUAAAUAGAAGAAUCGGGGCUCAGGUAUUAGUCAGUAAGAGUCUGACACUAACCGCUUCCUCCUCCGUAGAGGUGGGUUUUCAUGAAGAAAAAAGGGCUCUCGAACUCUACUUUACAUUUUUAACUCUCCGUUCCCAGAUAGUAAAAUGUUAUCUUCUAAACAAAUGACUCGUGACGUGAGAAAAUUGUGAUUGUUCUACCGCUAGCCUUUGAAACGUGAUGGAAGAACAGUGUCGAGUUCUUGUAAAAAAAACAAAGAAAACUAAAAUAGAACGUUACAUAAUGUAAUACAUAUAUCACAUCAUCACUUAAUAAGUAGUCACAAUGUACCUACGUUCCAAGUCGUUUACAAAAUCGUCUCGUAAUUAUUGUUACUGUAGCAAUUUAAAGUAAACUGUCAUUUUGCUUAACAGUAGGUAUUACACUUCUUGUAGGAAUGCAUAGCAACAGCAUUUCCUUUACUGCCAAGCUGUAGAUUUUCUGAAAAUACUUGCGUUACACAGUUUAAAAACAGUUCAAAAACAGUUUAAAAAGUAUUUGUGUGUAACCUUUUUUUAUUUGACGCCAUGGCCUCCUUUUAUUCAGCCUAUAAAUUAAUAUCGACUAGUGACCUAGGUAAGCAACUACUCUAUUACCUACUCUACUUCAGCUACUUGACGUCAAAAUUGGCGGCAAAUUACAGGAUGUGUUCAGUAAGAGCACUAAUCUUUGUUAUGUAGAUUGACACGUGAGUUAAGAACAUUGCCACCAUUGGCAUUGCUAACAGCUAACUCAGCUGUAUAAACGGUAGGUAUAUAUUAUAGCUAUUAGAUCUAUCAUUCAGUUGAUGAUUGGUAGUCGCGUCUUGCGCGUGCGUGGUUAAGUAGUGGCUCUCGCGUAUUGUCGUGUUAUUUUUUUGGGAAUAUUGUUUUGGUCCUGUUAUUGUGGUGCCAAAUAAACAGUUCUCAAGCUGACAAACAACUGACGAACGAAUCAACAUGAAAUGAAAACAAGUUAUAAACGGUUCCUUUACAUUUUAAAUAUCUCUAAGUAAAUAUUAGUGGUGGAGUGAUUUUGUGAUCAUGACGACGGAUAUCAAGUCGCCGGUGGAAGGGCUGAAGCCCAACGAAACUUGGAGGAUAGUGAAGAAUGUGGUGGUCAUCAGUCUAGCUUUCAUGUUCCACUUCACAGCUUACAGUGGAGCGGCGAAUCUACAAAGUUCGAUCAACGCGGAUGCUGGACUGGGCACGGCAUCUCUGGCUGCUGUGUACGCUGGACUCAUCUUCUCUAACAUUUUCAUGUCUGUUGUCGUCAUCAAAUGGUUCGGUACAAAAUGGGCGAUAUCUCUGUCGUUCAUCACGUACAUGCCAUACAUCGCGGCCCAGCUGUACCCUACCUUCUACACCAUGAUCCCAGCUGGGCUCAUCGUGGGGUUGGGUGGUGGCCCGCUCUGGUGCGCCAAGUGCACUUACCUAUCGGUGGUAUCGGAAGCCCACAGCAAGUUAUCCAAGAUAUCAGCUGAGGCACUGCUGGUGCGUUUCCUUGGACUGUUCUUCAUGAUCUUCCAAAUGAACCAAGUUUGGGGCAAUCUCAUUUCCUCUUUAGUGCUGUCAUCUGGCAACAACACGGCGGCUGUGACGUCAGUUAACGAGACGAUGAUCCCGAUCCUGUGCGGUGCCAACUUCUUACCUACUGCUGAUGCUGCUGAAGCAUUGCCAACGCAGCCACCCGAGAAGAUACAGAUGAUUGCAGGAAUAUAUUUGGCAUGCAUGGCUGGAGCAGCCAUUAUUGUGGCUAUAGGAGUGGACAACAUGAAAAGAUACGAGUCGGGCCGGUCGAGCGCGGCGUGCGGGCUGUCUGGUAUGGCGCUGCUGUCGGUGACGCUGAAGCUGCUGGUGGAGCCCACGCAGAUGCUGCUCGUCGUCAUCAACAUGUUCGUUGGUCUUCAGCAGGCGUUCUUCGGAGCUGACUUUACUGCGGCGUUCGUGUCGUGCGCUGUGGGCACUGGAUCCGUGGGCUUCGUGAUGAUGACGUACGGCCUGGCUGAUGCUAUAGGAUGUGUUAUCACUGGCUAUUUGGCUAAGAUAACCGGCCGGCUCCCGCUGGUGUGCGCGGCGACGCUGGCGCACGUGUCGCUGUUCAGCGCGCUGCUGGCGUGGCGGCCGCGCGCGGGCCACGCGCCGCUGCUGUACGCCGCCGCCGCGCUCUGGGGGCUCUGCGACUCCGUGUGGGUCGUGCAGAUCAAUGCAUACUACGGCAUCCUCUUCCCCGGUAGAGAAGAAGCAGCCUUCUCCAACUUCCGUCUCUGGGAAUCCGUCGGCUACAUCAUCGCCUACGUGGUGUCCCCAUACCUUCGGACCAGUUCCAAGGCCUACCUGAACUUGGCCAUGCUGGCAGUCGGAGUUUCUUGCUAUUUCUUAGUGGAGUACCAGCAAUUCCGGAUAAAGAAGGACACACAGAAUAAGAAGAAGGAUCUGUGUUACAUCAGUGAUGUUAAAGGCUGUGAUAAUAUUGCUUUCCAGAAUGUAGAGUGAUGUUUUGGAUAAUUGCAGAAACUGUGUCCAAGUGCUUUGUAAAUAGGCUUUAAGGGAAUACGUUAGCUUUUCUGUGCAAUUCCUCUUCAAGAAAAAAUGUUUGCAUUUUGUCAUCGUUUUAUGAAAUUUAAUGGUUUCAUUAUUUAGCAUCAUGGACUAUUUAGAAUGGGUGAAGAACGUUUAAAAUGGAAUGUGUGGUAGAUUUGGAGAAGGACAGUAUUUUAAAGUGACAUCUAUUUUUUUUUAUUUGUCAUUUAAUGUGAAGAUUCGUGAUCAAUAUGA
This is a messenger RNA of Trichoplusia ni (cabbage looper), 3413 nucleotides long. RefSeq names its product UNC93-like protein. The record is from RefSeq and is a predicted model, not a curated record. The coding region runs from base 1680 to 3131 and encodes 483 amino acids. The transcript is spliced from 11 exons. Gene Ontology annotation, biological process: regulation of potassium ion transport; regulation of muscle contraction. Gene Ontology annotation, molecular function: potassium channel regulator activity. Lineage: Eukaryota; Metazoa; Arthropoda; Insecta; Lepidoptera; Noctuidae. Gene Ontology annotation, cellular component: striated muscle dense body; plasma membrane.